CAGCGGAGUGGAGGCCGCUCCUGGGGUUUGCUGAGGUUGACUCCCUUCCCCACUUCCUAAUUGCGUGCAAAGCGCCGCGCGCCCAGAGGACGGGGGCCGGGCGGGGACAGGGGCACCUGCGUAGCUGGACCGCGAGCCCGCGUCCAGCCUGCACUGCCCCACCCGGCCCCGGCCCAAUCCCAACCGUUCCCGGUCUCCUCUCGUUCCGACUGAUUGCCUGGCCCUGGUACGCCACCACCAGCUCUCCGAAGCUGAGGACCUUCCUCCACUCCAGGCUCACCUUCACUUUAAAAAUGUUUGGCUUCUUCCUUCCUAGACAGCCAGCCUUCAAAACCGGGACUCCUGGACCGGCACCUGGUCCCCGUUCUCUCCACUGAGGCCCCGCUCACCUCUAACCCACUUCUCAGAUUCUUGAUUCUCUCUCCCUUAGUCGGAGACUUACUAUUUCCCUUUCAAAUUAAUCCCUGACUUCCCACCACCUCCCUCCCCAAUUUUUUUGGCAACCUUGCCACCUCUCUCAACCAAGAGCCAGACUUCCUUUUGACUAACUUCCGUAGCCCUAUCAUGGAGGCUGUGUACCUGGUGGUGAAUGGUGUGGGCCUGGUGCUGGACGUGCUGACCUUGGUGUUGGACCUCAACUUCCUGCUGGUGUCCUCCCUCCUGGCUUCCCUGGCCUGGCUUCUAGCCUUCAUCUACAACCUGCCACACACUGUACUGACUAGUCUUCUGCACCUGGGCCGCGGAGUACUGUUUUCACUGGUGGCCUUGAUCGAAGCUGUGGUCCGGUUCACUUCUGGGGGCUUUCAAACCUUGUGUACCCUGCUGUACAGCUGCUGCUCUGGUCUGGAGAGUCUAAAACUCCUGGGACACCUAGCCUCUCAUGGGGCAUUGAGGAGCCGGGAUAUGCUGCAUCGAAGUGUCCUCAAUAUUGUCUCCAAUGGUCAUGCUUUGCUGCGCCAGACCUGUGACAUCUGUGCCAUUGCCAUGAGCCUGGUGGCCUACGUGAUCAACAGCCUGGUCAACAUUUGCCUCAUUGGCACUCAGAAUCUCUUCUCCUUAUUGCUGGCCCUAUGGGAUGCAGUGAUGGGGCCACUGUGGAGAAUGACGGACAUUAUGGCUACCUUUGUAGCUCACAUUUCCAGCAGUGCUGUAGCCAUGACCAUCCUUCUCUGGACCCCCUGCCAACUAGCACUGGAGCUCCUGGCCUCAGCUGCGCACCUCUUGGCCAGCUUUGUGCUUGUCAAUCUUACCAGCCUGGUGCUGCUGGCUUGCGUGUUGGCAGUAAUAGCGACUGUGUUGCACCCGGACCUCACCAUGAGGCUGGCCACCUGGGCACUCAGUCAGCUUCACGCCUGGCCAUCCUACCGCCGGCUUCAAGAGGAUGUUGUGAGGCUGUCUCACCUAGCACUGGGCUUGGAUGCUUGGCGCCAAGUCUGGAGCCGCAGCCUGCAGCUGGCAAGCUGGCCUAACUGGGGAGGGGCACCAGGGGCUCCCCAGGGUGGCCCUAGGAGGAUGCCCUCAGGCAGGACCUGGCAACAGAACACUCUUCCUGAAGCAGGGACCAGAUCAGAGGCAGAAGAGGAAGAAGUCGAAAUGGCCAGAGUGACAGCUGCCUGGGGCCGGGAGAGGCUCAAUGAGGAGGAGCCUACAGCUGGGCAAGACCCAUGGAAGUUGCUGAAGGAGCAAGAGGAGCGGAAGAAGUGUGUCAUCUGCCAGGACCAGAGCAAGACAGUGCUGCUUCUGCCCUGUCGGCACCUGUGUCUCUGCCAGGCCUGCACUGAAAUUUUGAUGCGCCACCCAGUCUACCACCGCAACUGCCCGCUCUGCCGACAGGGCAUUCUGCAGACCCUCAAUGUCUACCUCUGAAAACUCCACCCUCCUUGGCCACUCCUCCAGCUCCACGCUUUACACAGGCCCUGUGUUAGGACAGUGUUAACACCUGAUCUCUGGGUCCUGGCUUGAAUUUCCUUCUGCCCUCAUGGCUGUCAUGCCAAGCCUCCAAGCCAUACAUCCAGGACAUUGAGAUGGGAUAUCUUGGAAGACUGUGACCUGGGUGGGGGCAGGGUAACAGCUUUUCAUGACUCUGUGGGUCUCUGUGAUGCUGAGGGUGGUAUGUCACUAUGCCAGACCCUGAGACUGUUAGCAGUGGACACCCCUCCAGUUUGCCAGGACCUACUCAAAUGCCAGCCUCUAGGGCUCCCCCUCUCUGCUUCUGGUUUUUCUGUUGGGGAUUUGCAGGUCCUUUCCCUGCCCCCUCUCCACUGUCUCCCCAGCUUUUGCAGCCACAACACAUCGGUGUCAUUUGGGUGUUUUUGCAACUCAAGGGCCUUGGAAUGAUGUUGAACUUUUGCUUUCAGGCAGAGUUCUUGUGCCUGGUAGGUUUUGGGGGUAGCGUCUCUCAGGUGCCCUUAGAGCUACCACUUUUGCCUGUCAUGAUCUUAUGAGGCACCCUCCCAACAUUAUCCAACAGCUGGGGUCAGGAGUUUAUCCUUGGGGGCAGAGGCAUGCAUGUGCAUCUGGCUUUGGGACCAAGAAUCCUCACACCCCAGCUUCAUUGGAAGCCUCAGGAGAGAGAACCAGAUUUCUAUUUAUUUCUAUUUCUAUUUCUAUUUCUAUUCAUAUUCCUUUCACUCCCCACAUCACAGAAAAAUGGCAUUCCUCUUCUGUUUGUCUCUCCCUGGCAUUGGGGAGGGUAGACUGCACAUUCCAGUAGGGUCCAAACACAGUAGCGGCCAGGCCUAGGGGCAUGCAGUUCCCUGAGGGGUCUUUUGGCCCAGUUUCUAGUGAAUAAAGUGUUUUUUGACA
This is a messenger RNA of Pteronotus mesoamericanus, 2805 nucleotides long. RefSeq names its product ring finger protein 26 (gene RNF26). Gene Ontology annotation, biological process: protein ubiquitination; ubiquitin-dependent protein catabolic process. NCBI's taxonomy places the organism in Eukaryota, Metazoa, Chordata, Mammalia, Chiroptera, Mormoopidae. Gene Ontology annotation, molecular function: ubiquitin protein ligase activity. The record is from RefSeq and is a predicted model, not a curated record. The transcript has a single exon. Bases 565 to 1866 code for a protein of 433 amino acids.